Paramecium tetraurelia is the source of this 1053-nucleotide messenger RNA. RefSeq lists its product as uncharacterized. The transcript has a single exon. NCBI's taxonomy places the organism in Eukaryota, Ciliophora, Oligohymenophorea, Peniculida, Parameciidae. The record is from RefSeq and is a predicted model, not a curated record.
AUGGAAAAUAAAUAAAUUGCAUUGGUAGUGCUCCUAAUCUUAAUAGGCAUAUUUAUUGUAAUAUUGAGCUUGAAGUUAUACAGCUUUUUUAAAUUUAUAGAGAAUAAACAAAAUGAUGGGAUUUCUUAUAGGAAAUUCAGCUUAAAUUUAUACGAAUAAAUCAUUCCUUUAGAAAAAAGUUAAAGUUCUAAUUAUGGAUACAUGAAGUUGAUCAAGGAUAAUAUAUCAUAUUAAAAAGACGAAAGUGAGCAAUUAGUAUAUAAAUUUUAAAUUGAUAAAAAUAAUAAUUGGAAAUGUUGUAAAUAUCAUGAGAAGGAUAAUAGAAUUACUAUUUCCGAUAUAUAUUCUGAUGAGGAAUAUCGACCUUAAGGUCAAUCUAAAGAAUUAAUAUACUUUUCUAAUAUUUAGAUGGAUAAGAACUAAACAUAUUUUUAUAAUUAAAAAAUCACUUAAUAAGAAUUAAAAAAUGGGAGCAUAAGUGUUUUAAAUGCAUAUCUUAUGUAUUUAAAUCAUUAUAAUUGGGACAAAUUCUUAUAAAAAGAUUUUCAGAGAAUAAAUAUAUUAUUUUUACCUUCCUACAUUUUAGAUCAGAGUCAUAUGAAGAAUAGCUCAGUAGAAGAGAUUAAAAAAUAUGUAUAACAACAAUAUCAAUAAUUCUUAUUUUAAUUUUAACCCAUUAAUUUUAAAAUAGAAUUGUUAUAUGAAAGUGUCUAUUUCACAUACGAAAGCGACAAGAAUCUUUAAUUUAUUGAAGUUGAUUUUCAAUAAUCUAUUAUAAAUGUUCAUUGUAUAUGGUUUAGUGCUUAAAAAGAAGAAUAUUAUGAUAUAAGCAAUAUAUUGUCAUCUUUCCUUUUUUAAGGUAUCGAGAAAAUUCCUUCAAUUUGUAACUUUUGUAAGCCAAAUAAUGAUAAAGGAGUUCGUGACUAUUACAAAGGGUGCGAAAUAGCAUUCAAAUAUUCUCAAUUUAAUCAUCCAAUACAUCAUUAAAAUGCAGAAGGCAAUCCUCUAUAGAAUCUAAAAAGUCAUAUCCAAUAGCAUAUACUAAAGAUUUGA